This is a messenger RNA of Diorhabda carinulata, 933 nucleotides long. RefSeq lists its product as uncharacterized. NCBI's taxonomy places the organism in Eukaryota, Metazoa, Arthropoda, Insecta, Coleoptera, Chrysomelidae. The coding region runs from base 1 to 933 and encodes 310 amino acids. The record is from RefSeq and is a predicted model, not a curated record. Gene Ontology annotation, molecular function: zinc ion binding. The transcript has 3 exons.
AUGAAUAUUGCUACUAAAGAAAGUAUUCGCGACAUCAGCAGUUUCAUAGAUAAAAUUUACGUUAAAAUGUGGUUUUCAAGUUCGCUAGCGACGAAGGCGCCGCGGUCUGAUUUGAAUUUACUGAAAGAAUUACAUGAAUAUCGAAAAGUUGAUGCGGAUGCAGCUGAAGUUGCAUUAAAUAAAUUUUUAAGACAUUUGUGGUACCUAAGUCCAGAGGCCGUCGCCUUCUCUUUUUUUGAUGAAGAUGUCUCUUUUGACAUAAAAGAAAAGAUGCUGUCAUCAACGCAUGUUUUAACAUUAUCUGCAAUAGCAACCUUUUUUAAGGACAAUAUCGCCCAACUACAAAGAGGUGAAAACUCUUAUAGCAGUGACAAUGUGAAAAAAAUGAUUUUCGAUCCUGCUGUUUCCCCUGCCCUACUUCGAGGUGAAGUUACAGCCAGUAUGAAGAAUAGAACUUAUAAUGUUGAGGUUUCCAUUGAUUACGAGGAUGGUAUAUUGGAUGCCACCUGCUCCUGCCCCAGGGGACAAGCAGUAUGCCAUCACAUGGCAGCUGUAUGUUUUCAUGCACACAACAACGUCAGUGUUACUGACAAAACCUGUGUGUGGAAUCAGCGCAAACCUACUGGCGAUGGAGAAAAAAUUGUGAGGAUUAGUGAUCUCUACAAACCAAAAUUUUCUAAUUAUCAAGCUUUUUCGAGACCAGCAUCAACCCAAGAAAUGGCAGAUUUUAGGAAUGAAUUAGGAUACUCUAAUCCAGUUGGAUUUACAUGGCUGUUUAUGCCUGAGCAAUCACAAUUGACAAGCAUAAUAAAGAAUAUUGAAGAUGUUUUAUAUUCACUCGAGUAUACACAGGCUACUGACAAAGAGACAUUUUUAAAAUCAAAAUGCUCAAUAGAUAUCGAUACUAUAAAUAAAGUUGAACAAAUAACUUGA